CGCUGUGACACAAUGGCGGCUUCCGUUAUGGGCACGUAAUUUUUGUCGAUCAUCUACAAUAAAAUGUAAAGAUCUGUCGAAAGUAAACUCUUUUCGGCAGGUUUUAGACGUACAAAAAUGACAUAGCGAUAUCGAAACUCCAAAGUAUUUGUGGAGAGCAUCGCUGAAGGUAUUAAUACACGGUACAAGAAAGGACUACAAAAUGUCAAAACGACCUGCAGACAGCGGGGAUUCGGGUUCCCAGCCACCCAUUAAAAAAGUUCAAUUCGAACCUAUUUUAAUCGGACCUAUAUCAACCCUCGAAGAAAUGGACAUGAAAGUUCUACAAUUUCAAAACAAAAAAUUGGCCCAGCGGUUAGAACAGCGUCAUAGAGUAGAGGCAGAAUUAAGGCAACGGAUUGAACAAUUAGAAAAACGACAAAUGCAGGAUGAUGCCGUACUCAAUGUUGUAAAUCGCUACUGGAAUCAGUUAAACGAAGACAUACGUGUAUUACUUCAGAGAUUUGAUGCUGAAACAGCAGAUGAAUCAGAAAAUAAAAAUGAAAGUGAAGCCACGACAUCGUUUCUCAUGCAACUCUCUUCCUGGGAUAAGGAAGAGUUGGAUGAUAAACUAGCAAAUCGUGUUCAAGUUUCCAAACGUGCAGUUUCUAAAGUUGUACAGGCAUUUGAUCGUCUUUCUCAAAGAAAUGAAAAAAUUACUCUUGCUCUCAAAGGGGAAUUUGAUGGAGGUAAUUUAAUUUCAUGUCUUUGUAAAAAUAAUGAGUUAAAACAUAAAUUGACAUGCUGUUUAAUCUCAGAAGAGACACCUAAUAUUGAUGAAGUGGUGCGCAGAGCAAAUGCUGAAAUACAAAUGGAAAAUAGGAACCUUCAAGCAAUAAACAUACAGCUCCAUGAAAAAUAUCAUACCAUUUCGUUAAAGAUGUCAGAACUACAAGACACUAUCACAGGAAAAGAUACACUUGCCGCGGAACUUCGUAAUCAAGUAGAUGAUCUUCAGUAUGAAUUGAAUAAAGUGCGAGCACGUAACGAUAAAUUAGAACACCAUCUUGGAGAAGCGAUUGAAAAGCUAAAGGCGUUUCAACAAAUACAUGGUACAGAUGAGAAGGGUAGUAAUAAACCAAAUACCCUGGUUGCAUCUAGCGUUUCGCAAACGAAGCUCGAAGAUUUACAAAGAGAAUUAGAAGAAACAAGAGAGUUAGCUAAUAAUAGGUUACAAGAAUUGGACAAAUUGCAUCAACAACAUCGCGAUGCAUUGAAAGAAGUAGAAAAAUUAAAAAUGGAUAUACGACAACUUCCAGAAUCGGUAAUCGUUGAAACAACAGAGUACAAAUGUUUACAAUCGCAAUUUUCUGUAUUAUACAAUGAAUCAAUGCAAUUGAAAACCCAAUUAGACGAUGCACGUCAACAGUUACAAUCCAGCAAAAACGCUCAUUUGCGUCACAUCGAAAUGAUGGAGAGCGAAGAAUUGAUGGCUCAAAAAAAACUGCGCGGAGAAUGCAUACAACUGGAGGAUGUGUUAGCACAAUUACGAAAGGAAUAUGAAAUGCUAAGAAUCGAAUUUGAACAAAAUUUAGCUGCAAAUGAACAAACAGGACCAAUAAAUAGAGAAAUGAGACAUUUGAUAACAUCUCUUCAGAAUCAUAAUCAACAGCUAAAAGGUGAAGUUCAUCGUUAUAAACGGAAAUACAAAGAAGCCUCUUCAGAAAUACCAAGACUAAAGAAAGAAAUCGAGGAUCUUACAGCUAAAUUAGGUCAACAAACAUCGCAGGAAAAUAAGGAAGGUAAUAAUUCGGAUGGCAGUGGAAAAGAAGAAGACGCGUCCAAUUCUCUUCCAGGUUCUACACAGAUUAAAGAAGAAAGUGGCGUAUCGAUAAAACGAGAAUGUGGAGAAGAAGAAGUUGAGACUAUUGAAGUUGGAGAAGGAGAAGGAAAUAAAGGUACUCCGGAUUCUUUGACAUUAACUUCCCCAACUCUAAAAAAAGAAAAAGAUAUUAAACGCGAGAAGGAUAUUAAGAAAGAAACUGUUAAAACUGAACACCGUGAUCCUGCUCAUCGCAAUAAAGAUACGAAAGUUGCGGAAUCAGAACUUGUCAGAGACCUGAAAGCACAACUGAAAAAGGCUGUGAACGAAAUGAAGGAAAUGAAAUUAUUAUUAGAUAUGUACAAAGGCGUUGGAAAAGAGCAAAGAGAUAAAGUACAAUUAAUGGCCGCUGAACGAAAAACGAGAGCGGAAUUGGAAGAAUUACGCCAACAAAUAAAGAAAAUCCAAGAAAGCAAACGCGAGGAACGCAAAAAGUUAGCAGACGAGGAUGCACAAAUAAAAAUUAAAAAGCUGGAGGAGCAAGCGUAUACUCUUCAGCGCCAAGUUGCUUCACAGAAACAGAGUUGUGUGUGGCUCCAGGAAGAAGAGGCUCUUUUAAACGAAAUGGAAGUAACUGGACAAGCGUUCGAAGACAUGCAAGAACAGAACUCUAGAUUGAUACAACAGUUACGCGAAAAGGAUGACGCGAAUUUCAAACUUAUGACUGAAAGGAUUAAGAGCAAUCAACUGCACAAAUUGGCCAGAGAAGAGAAGGACGUUUUGAAGGAACAAGUGUCUACGUUAACAACGCAAGUCGAAGCUGCCAACGUGGUUGUUCGUAAAUUAGAAGAGAAAGAACGUCUUCUGCAGAACUCCCUUGCUACCGUCGAAAAAGAAUUGGCUUUGAGACAACAGGCAAUGGAGAUGCAUAAACGAAAAGCUAUCGAAAGCGCUCAGUCUGCAGCUGAUUUAAAGCUUCAUCUAGAAAAAUAUCAUUCUCAGAUGAAGGAAGCACAACAAGUUGUAGCUGAAAAAACCAGUUCCUUGGAAGCAGAAGCUUACAAAACAAAGAGACUACAGGAGGAGAUAGCUCAAUUGAGACGUAAAGUAGAGAGGAUGAAAAAGAUAGAACUCGCAGAAACUUUGGACGAAGUAAUGGCUGAAGAAUUACGGGAGUACAAAGAGACUCUCACUUGUCCUUCUUGCAAAGUAAAACGCAAAGAUGCAGUUUUGACCAAAUGUUUUCACGUAUUCUGUUGGGAUUGCUUACGUACAAGAUAUGAGACACGACAGCGAAAAUGUCCAAAAUGUAAUUGUGCUUUUGGAGCAAACGAUUAUCAUCGUUUGUACCUCUCCACCUGAAGGAGGAAACUUUAAAUUAUUGGAAUUUUUAAGAUUA
Molecule: messenger RNA, 3200 nt
Organism: Hylaeus volcanicus
Lineage: Eukaryota; Metazoa; Arthropoda; Insecta; Hymenoptera; Colletidae
Gene: Bre1
Product: E3 ubiquitin-protein ligase Bre1
Exons: 15
Coding region: 203-3163 (986 amino acids)
Cellular component (GO): nucleus; HULC complex
Molecular function (GO): ubiquitin protein ligase activity; metal ion binding
Source: RefSeq, a predicted model, not a curated record